Messenger RNA from Schistosoma rodhaini, 9442 nucleotides. The record is from the annotation of a GenBank genome assembly. NCBI's taxonomy places the organism in Eukaryota, Metazoa, Platyhelminthes, Trematoda, Strigeidida, Schistosomatidae.
GCUAAUACAGACUUGGCAACAGAAUUGAUCGUAUGGGUCCCUUUGUUUGGGAUGGCGAUAUGGAUGGCUUUGGAUGAUAAGGAAUGUUAGGUUUAGUGUCACAUGUAAAUCUGAUGGAUGCUCUUAUCCAUCCUCAUCGUCAAGUCAACAGUCUGAACUUUUUUUCUAUUAUUCGACCAAGUAGCUCUCUGAAUGAUUCUUCCGAGUCGGAUGCAAUAAUUGAAGAUACUCCAGACUCUCCAGUAGAAACUACCGACUACUCAAGCAAAGCCCCCGAUGUUGGUCAGACAGUGACAAUAAAUCAUGACGGUUCUGAGAUAUCUGUGUGCGACACUCAGAGAUUGAACAAACAAGUUUUUUUCUCAUACCACGAUGAAUCUGACCCCGAUGAAUACCCUUUUCAUGCUGUAACUUAUGGUGAAUCAGAAGGCUGUUGGGGACUUCCCUACAACGAUCACAAUUAUGCAUCCUACGAACCAAAUCCAGAUCACAAUAGACCUGUUGAGCCUGAUGAUCGUUUGUCUCUUUUAGCAAAGUUAGCAUUAGCAAAGGAUGACGAUGCUAAGGAUUCGGAAGAGACGACGUCCAGGACACUCCAGUCUACACUUCAGACCAACUGGGUUCUUGAAGAAAGUUCCACGGUCUCAACAACUAAGUCUGUGAGUUUGGUUGAACCAAGCGCACUGUGCCCAUCAACUAAACGUUCUGUCGUGUGCAAUUCAGGACUAAAUACUCCUAGUAACGGACAAUCCCUGGUCACAACGACUAGUCAUGUUUCUUCCUUGCCUAGUCGAACAAUCUUAAUCUCAACUGCCGGUGGUAAUGCAAAUCCUCCCUUGCAAAUUCAUCGAGUUAGUUCAUCCCUCACUCCACAUGUUAUCUUGCGAACUGGUUUGCCUGGUCUUCAAAUUUCUACUACUGCUCCACGUCAAGUUUCUACAGAUAGUAUGGAUUCUGUUCGUUGCGUUUGCGGAAAUACGAAUUUGGAUGGUUAUCUCGUUCAGUGUAAUCAGUGCAGAAUUUGGCACCACAGUGAAUGUAUUUCAUCUGCUAGUAAAAGUCACCUGUCAACACCAUAUGUUUGUGAAAUAUGCCAGACACAGUCUAAAGCUAUCGCUACUCAACGGCCUCAUUUGACUGCGUUUAAUAGCGUUGGAUCAGCUACAACUCCUAACAUCCGGAUUUCCCGUGCUCCCAUAGGGACAAAUACAUCUUCAGGACGCGUUUUCUUAACAAAUACGUUCGGAGGUGUGACUCAUCGACAAGUUCACGUGUGUAUCCCAGCAAAUCAAGGGAUGUCUAAUGUUCAAUGUGAAAAUGGCUCUGCUGCAGCUCUCCCUCCGAACUAUGGCUCAUGUGGACGAUCUGUGAGAAGCUCUAAAAGAAAACAAGAUCUGCUAACACUCACUGGUGGAUCAUCCUCCGCAAAUGCAGGCAUUGAGGGCUUUUCAAGCUCACUUCCGGUGUUGGAUGACUAUGAUGACUUGUCAAACAUGCGACCAUCUUAUGCCACUGAUUUAAAGAGCUGCUUCAUGGAGGGUUCAUUGAACGUAUGCCAAACACAAGGAAGUCAUCCAAUCCAUGUGUCCGAUAAAGUGCAAAUUCGUCAUAGCAGCAUUGUACAUCGUUUAAUUACAGAUUGCCCAAAUAAUAAGGUACAAAAUGCAUCUACUCAGGUAAAUGAAGUGUGCCAUACCUCCCCUCCUUGUUCAGCACCUGACUCUGUACUAUCUCCUCUAUCAGAUAUCUAUGAAGAAGCCCAGACUCUACAUCUUUCAAGCCGUGUUUGCAAAAAACUCAGUUUAAUGUUUCCUCUGCUUACUGGCAUAGGAGCAGACUGUGGCGACAUAGAUGGUAUUUUUAACGAAGAAAUUCCUUCUGAUCUCGAGCGUUUGUUCCGUUAUCAGGUUGUUAGUUUCGACUUCAACCGCAGGGGCCUAAUAGCAAAUGAAGACAUUUGUCCUCGUACGCCGAUUAUUGAGUACCGUGGUAAUUGUUUGUUACUCAGUGAAUACAACGAUAUGUACGACUACCGCAAACAUUACAAUCCGUUUGUACUGUUUUACAAAUCUUUCCCGAAGUUACCUCUCUGUGUUGAUGCUCGCAAGUAUGGCAAUGAAGCACGCUUCAUCCGUCGAUCAUGUACACCUAACUCUGAGGUCCGCCACUGCAUUUCCUUUUCAGAUGAUCAACAUAAUGGACCCGUUCCUCAUCUUCGUCUCAUCGUUGUUGCAUCACGGGUUAUUCCAAAGUCAUCUGAAAUAACUCUACCUUUUGAUUUUGACUAUACAGCUUGUCGGUAUCUUGUUAAGUGUGCAUGUGUUCUUAAAGGUUGUCCGAUUACCCGUUGGUUCCAAAGAAUGAAUCAGUUGAGCAACCCUUUGCGAAGUUCAACUCGCCAUUCGUUGGUAUGCACUCGCAAAUUACCACAUUCACCCCACUCAUAUGGAGUCAACGGUCAUUCUCGUGGUCUUAGUCUGUUACAAAGCUCCCAGUCUCAUUACGAUGACAAGGAUCCUUCCGAUGAACAGUCAGUUUUUUGUCCUAAAUCUUCCGUAAACACCAAUUUGAGAAACCUCCCUGUUAAUCGAACAGGCCGUUACCUUCCGAGUCCUAUUUCGAAUGAGAGAACUUCAGGAUCACAUCAAAUAGGAUCUAACCGAACCACUCGUGGCUACUUGAAUAAAUCAGGCAUUUCAUGUGGAGUUCGUAAAGCUAUUCAUCGGAGAGGCCGUGGACGGGGGCGAUUAAGAAGUUCUAGUUCUCUUGGAGUGCGUAGCAAACGUGGAACGGAGCGACUGUCUUCCAGAAUAGUGUACCUUAGGAAGUCCAAUUCGAAAUCCUUGACAACUGCCAGAAAACGUCGUUCACAACGUAAUUUCUAUUCUCACAGUGGUCAACAUCCAGUGUCAUCAUCUAGUGAUAGUAUUGUAAAUGUAGUGAAGAAAAGAGACUUGCAUAACUUUUCUGGUAAAAGCAGUUGCUCUUACGAAAUAGAAUGUUUAGAUAGAUUACAAUCGGUUCCUGUUAAAGCAAAUGACUCUCCACAAAAGUCAUUCGACAGAGACAAUCAAGAAGUCCUUGAUAACACAGAUAUCGGCUGUAAAUCGAAUAAUGAAUUAUUGGGAGAGGAUUUAGAUGCUGACACUGAACCGGAAUAUGACGUACAACCAGAAAAGUUAACAGAUAGAUCAGUAGGCCGAAAAUAUGUACAGCCUAACUCCCGUCAGGACCGUCUUAAUUCCAAAGGAACAAAAGAGUCUUAUACCUCAAAUAAUUCUCCUAGACAAUCUGAUUUAGACUAUGUAAAAGCUGAAAUGCACGAAAGUCAUAUUUCUAAGCGCAAAUCUGUUGAUUCGUCAUCACUUGUUGACCGUGGAAAACGGCGUUCACAGAUAAGUACACUCGAUGAUCAUUUUUCUAAAUCACGUAAAAGAAGUACUUCAAUUGAACAAAAAGUAGACAAGAAAUCAAAGGAAGAUGUAUGGAUGGCAGAAGUGUUACGUCGUAUAGAGCGUAUGGAAAAAAAACGAUUAAAGCAACGCGUGUCUUCGAUCAGUUUAAAAAGUAGUCAAAACGCUGAUUGCACUAAAAAUGACCCGAACCUGUUUUCUCCCACUGAAAAAUCUCCGGAACCUGACUCAAUAUCAGACAAUAACGAUGUCAAGUCAACAGGUGGUGCAAUGGAGCCUGGAGGAAGUUCUGAUAUUAACUCAAAAGCAUUAGAAUGUGAUAAGGAUAAUAAAAAUGUUAUCACCAAUGAGACCUACUUGAAUGAUUUAGAACCUACAAACGUUUUCGAAAAGCCUGAGUUGUUUGAUUGUGAAUCAAAUCAUUGUUCUGGUUUAUCACAAAAUAUCAAACAUGAUAAAAGUAUAUCUCCGUCCAAAGCUUGUAAUCAAAAUAUUUCAGAAGAAAGCGACACAGGUUUUCAAAGAAAGCAGUUAAAACAAUUCACUGGGUCCAAGUUUACGUACCAAAAGCACUGUUCUGUCGGUCACAAACAGAGACGCCGGCGUUCCCAAGCAGCCAUGUUGUCUGAUAGCUUGUCAUCCGUUGAUCAAGGUGGUUCACGAGAAGACCGUUGGCUUCAAAUGCAACUUCGACGUAUCGCUGAAUUAAGUGAUCAUCAGGAGGUAUCACAACUCUCUUCAGACAUGGAGAAUAUAUCUGAUAAGAGUCACAUGUCAUCGGGUAAUCGUAUUAAAGAUGGAUCAAAUAUGAGAGUUACACUCUUUGAAGCGUUGGGUGUUAAAAGUGAAUCACCAAAAAAUGAUCAUAACCCAAACAUUUGUCUUCAGCAUUUACCACCCAAUUUGUCUAAAUUCAAUAUCACAUCUGGUUGCGAUACAACAGUUUUUACGGGUGGUAAUGAAUCAUCUAAUCAGAUCAGUAGUAAUCAACAAGCUCUCGAUUCUGAAGCGGAUUGUGGUUUUAUAGUUUAUAGAACUCGCGAAAAAGAUCCAAUGGCUAAAUUUAGCAGAACUCGUUCACUUGAUAUGCAUUCCUUGUUCCCAACAAUUCAUGAUGAAAUAUCUGAAAAAACAGUAGCUGACACACGACAAGAUGUUUAUACAUCUGUUGACGAUAUGUCAACAUCUUGUUUAACACAACCAUUUAUGCAUCAAACUCCUAGACCUACAAAGAAACGGUGGUUAUCUCGGGUAAGUUAAUCUAAGUUUUCAAGGAAAUCUUCUGUGUACUAGUCUUAUUGCUAAAUUUUGAAUGUCUUGAAAAUAAAGUCACGCCUAUUAAUUUAGUCAGUCUUUUUAUCCUCAGUUGUAACUUGCUUUUAAGUUUUAGGUAAGGGAACAAAUGGGAUGUGGUCAUCAUUCGGUUUCAGUUUGUUGUUAAAAAAGGCUGAAACGAUCUUGAUCUUGGUUUUGAUUUUCUUUAAAUGUUAUAUUUUUAAACCAUAAUAGUCUGUCCAAGUCAUUGCAUCAUUUCAAUAUUCAUACUACUAACCUUGGUGAAAGCCAGCUUGGCUUUUGCGAUUAUCGAUGAGAUAUUGGGUUGGUUUCUUUCAAAUAAAAGAAGGGGCUUGAAAAUCUGAAGGUUAAAAGUAACACUCAGUGGCUUUGUGAAUUUUCACUGUGGACGUUAACAUCUAAAAAUGUAAACGUCACACUACGGAACUGGAAAAGUGUUUGCUAAGAGUUGUGUGCGACUGAUCGCAGGCGGUUGUUCUCCAGGCUUCUCACUUGAAUUUUCUAAGUGCCGGUCAUCCACAUUUUCAGUAAUAUCGGAGUUAAUCAUUAUCCUGUGGUCAAAUCAUUAGCUUCUUCUGCAUAAAUAAUGUGUGCCAACAUUAUGAGGAUACUUGUUGUCUCAAGUAUAUUGUCCCAAAUCGGAUCUUGUCAGUCCAAACUUCGUUUUGUUAUGUCGUAAUGAAUUAACUAUUCGCAUGAAAUCUUUCUUUGACAUGUACUACACAGACUACAUAUUUGUUUAGUAAAGGCACUAAAAAUAUUUUAUAAACACUUUUAGAGAUAAUGGGUUAUAUUAAUCAGUGUGUUAGUGACUGAAGAGGCUCGACAGAUAUAUGAAAAGCCAAUUUGGCUGCGAACUAUACUUGGGGUUUAAUAUUUUAUAAUCUAUUAUCCGCUUAAAUCCUAGUAGAUGGAGCUAAUCUAAUUGAUGGAAACCAAAAACCAGAGACACUGAGCGACAGUUUCAUUAGUGGAAAAAACAUGAGCUAAUAAGGGAAUUAAUAUUUUUGAAAAAGCUUUCUUAUCCAAUCACAUUUUCGAUUUCUUUUCUACUGUUUUAGGCUCUAAUGGAAGAAGAUGUAGAGUCAUCCCAUAAUAAUUUUUCAAACUGUCCCCACUCAAUUAAUCAUUCACUAUCCACUAAAUCCGAUUCUUCUUUGGUCAUACAGAAUUCAUGUGCUACGCCAGUUAAUCCGAAAAAGAGAAUUAUCUCCCGACUUUCCGGGAUCUCUGAAGACUUACCUAUUUGUACGUAUUUCGAAAGCGAUGAUAAUCUCAAGAAAGAAAGUGUCACAAUUUUGUCUGAUCGUUUAGUAAACAAUCCAAAUGAUGAACAAGUGGUUUGCAAUCCAGAUUGUAAAGUUAUUUCAGAGUCACAAGAAGAUACUGAGUUUUGCGAUGCUUUAUCAACUCAUCUGGCUCCUGUAAGUUUCUAUUAUGAGGCUAGUUGUGUAGAACAAGGAAAAUUAUUACACCAUACAAAAUUACCGAUGAUAAAAUAAGUGUUUCGUCAGAGGUAUACACUUAUAUUAAUAUUCUGUAUCUUAGGACUAUUUCUUUGAGUUUUUCAGGUGCUCACAGUUUGUCCAGGGCAUAUAGCCAUUGGUAAAAUAAUUUAUACUUGAUUAACCCCAUUUUUACUACGUUAUAGCGAUUUUCACUUUGAAGGUCUAAGAGUAAUCGGUCUGCGCAUGUAUUUGUUUGUUUCUGGAUUUGAAGAGUGUGAAACCUAACGUGUAUACAUUUUUCUCAUUACUUAACAUACAUUACAAAUUUAUGUGAUACAACAACUUUUGAUGAAAAUUGACUCCAUUGUCCCACUGCUGAAAAAUUCAACUAUAUCUUAGUCAAGAAACAGUCGUUAUACUUUAUUUAGUUAGUCGCUGUUAUAUGUCUCGUUAAAUAUAAUCUCAGUUAACUCAGUUCUCCCUGAUUUAAAAAGAAACAGUAGAGGUAACAUGCUUGCUGAAGUUUGUUACCGAAACAAAAUUUACAAAAAAACGUAUUGCGUGUCGGUUCGUAGGGACAGUAGUUGUGUGUAUUUUUAUCAAAUCUCAGUCACAGAAAAAAAAUUUUUUCAUUGGAACUAGCGAACAUUGAGGCAAAGUCUAAAGAAUUCUACAACUUUGAAAUAAAUUCACUAUUUCGUCUAUGUUUAAUUCCUUGGAUUUUUAAUACAUUUCUCUUACUUUCGUAGCUUCCUCCGAAGAAAGCUACAGUGAAGCAACAAGCUGAAGAGUUGCGAUUGCAAGAGAUACGUAAAGUUCGUGUUUCUCUCUCUGAAUAUCGUCGACGUCGUGGUCUGCCAGCCCUCACACCCUCUGCGGAACGAAAUCAUAAGCAGAUGAAAGAGCCACUUGAUCAAUCAAACGGUAAUAUUGAUAAUUUAGAAAUUAUAAUCCCACCAACUCUGAUUAGUCCUGAUCGAUUACUAACAACACUCCCAAAUCUUCACAAUGAGUCAAAGCUGUCCUCUGACGUAAAAUGUUCUGACGGGUUACUGCAAAAAAUUACAUCAUUGAACACAAAACCUGAAGUUCUUCAUGAUUUCAAUCAACCCCUAUCACCUUACACAAAUACACCAAAAAGAUGUGAAUUCGAUGGCGAACGUGAUUUUAUUGAUGCAAAAGUAAAUGAACGUGGACCUCGAACGCCAAGCGAACCACCAGAUGAUGAUGAAGAUAUUGGGGUCGAUUCUAUAAAUCCUGUUAGUAGAGGUGCUCUUAGUAGUUCUCCUGAACCGUUCAUAAGAUUUCCUGGUAAAGUGCUUUCCUCUCACAGCUCACCAACAUCUGCGUUCUCAGACUCUCGUAUAGCCUCAGAAAAGUUACCUUUCAGGAACAGUUCUCCUCCAGAUGUAAAUUCUAGAAAAUUUUCUGAUUCUUGUUUUCGAGAUAACAUGUUUACUUCUUCAAAACCAAUUAAUCGUGAGAAUCUUUUACAUGACAUCGAUCAUACUAAGGAGUGCGAUCAAGUUCGUAUUGGUUCCGAAGUUGUAGACCAAAAACCUUCAGUUAAUAUACCAGUUUCUACUAAAGAGAUACAUUUUGAUAGACUGGCUCAUUACUAUAAGAAAACAUUUAACUUAGAUGAUUCUCAACAUCUCUAUGGUUUGGUGAUUUCCACAGGCACUCCACCGCCACCACCACCUCCUCCUAUCCCUUCAUUCUCCGGACAUCCAGUGUCUUCAAACAGUCCGGUUGCUCCAUCGUAUGAUAUCGAGGAGAAUCCAGAAGAUAACCCAACUCAUCUAUCUGGGUCAUUGGAAUACUUCAUACAACGCGAUAACGAAAUACGUGUGUGGCAAGAAACGCGAUCUUAUGAACGAGAAAAACGUAACACUUCUCCGUGGCAUCACCGAGUUUCCAGUCAGCCUUACUUAAAUACAAAGAAGUUUUCUUGUACAAUCUCUAAACAUCCCUCAAAGUAUUCUAAAAAUAAUGAAGGCUUUUUCUUUUAUCCUGACGUCGUUACUGGUCAUUUCGACAAUGUCGAACAAACCCUUCUGCGCAUCAGAGAUAGCCUGCAAGCCCAAUUAGAUCUAACUAAAGUGGGUUGUGCUUCACAAAAAAUGAACUCAAACAACGAUCGCUCAUCGACAAACAAUAACGGGGCAGUAUGUUGAUUUUAAUAUAAAGCAGAUUAUCUAACUAUUUGAUACUCCAAUGUAUACAUUAUACACGGAUUACUUACAAUCUUUUCUAAUAUUAAAUCCAAUCAUUUUCAGUUUAUGAUGGUUUCUUUUUGUGACCUCAGUUCUCAUACUGUCUUAUUCUCGUUCAAUAAUCUCAGAGUUCUAUAUUCUCAAACUCAGUUCAUCAAAGCAUUUUUGUACAGAUUCUUAUUUUGAUACAUUAAGUUUAUCUCAACCAAUGUCAUAUUUUUCAUCUUAAGUAACAUUUAAAAUUUUUUAAAUAACCUACGAACAUACUAUGUUAUCAGCUGGUUAUCAAGCCUUCCCCAGAGACUUCACCUAAAUUGUUAUCGAUUCGUGUAUGUAUAUUGCUUGUGUAUUUUCUAUUCUUUUAUCAACAUACCUCAUUAUUUUGGUGCUCCAGUGGAUUGCCGGUUUUUCAAAUGUACAAUAAUAUCCGGUAUUCAGUUUUUAUUGGACAACAGUCCACUUAACACUUUUUAGCUGUACAACGAAUUGUUUCCUGAUGAGUAUAUGUGAAAUUAUAUUCAUAUAAACGCCAAUCCUCUAUUGGUGUGAACUGCUGUUCAAAAUUUUAAUAAAUCAGUCAUCUCAUAUUCAUUACUAUGUUUAAUUUCUUUAACCUUAUGCAUUUCAUAUUAAUAUUCCAAAACUAUUGAUCCCGGUCGUCUUGUCAUCACUUUCAAAUUACAUGUAAAAUUACUGCAGGCAGUUUCAGUAUGCCUAAACGACUUUGUUUCAAUUUAAAAUCUUGUAAAUCUUUGACUUUUUCAUAUGAAUGUUUUAAUCAUUUUAAUCUGAUUUGCGUUCGUUUAAAUGAACAUUUAUCUUGUGUAUGUUGUAUAAAUGAAGUAUUAUUUGUUUAUUGUACAAGUAAUGGGUGUUGUACAUGUGUUUGAUCGUAUUUCCUGCCUUCGUCCGUAAUCUGGUUCGUCAUUGUUUCUUUUGAUUUCACUUGUUAAGGCAGCGGCUUCUUGUUCUUAUUUCCUCUCAUUUUUUUCAUGCUGAUAUAUUUCUUCACAUAUAUAGGAACUGCUUGAUCUAAUAAAAUGCCGAUAAUAUACAUGUGUGUGAUUUG